GCCCGACUGCGCACGCGGAGGCCGGGGCCGGGGAGGCGGAGUGCAGAGCCCGCGUGUGCCGCGCCGGCGUGUGCCUGGGCGCCAGGGCCCGGUUCGCUGCGGGCUGCCUUGCCACGUGCGUCCCGGCCUUGCGUGGGGCGGGCUCCCAGUUGCACCGCCGGACGGAGUCCGUCCUUGGGUGUGUGAGGCCGCCGCCGUAGGAUGAGGGCAGCGCGUCCUCCCGCGCCUCCCCCGGGCAGCGGCUGCGAAUGCCCUGGUGGCCCUGCAAGAGCCAGCCCCACAGAGCUUCGCAGGGGUCUCCUGCCGGCCCAGCUUUCCUUCCCACUUAACGCGUGGGGAAACUGAGGUCCGGGAAGUGGAGUCAUUUAACCAGGGUCUCCCAGCUCGUGGGGGCCCCGCCAGUUCUCAGGAGUAGGUUUGGGGACAGACAGCCUGGGCCAGGCAUUGCUUUAAGAGUACUUACCUCCUGGCUGAGCCCCCCCCAGACUUUGCAUACAGGCUGCACUGGAAGGACGCAGGGGGUGCUCUGAAAGUUUGUUGCGUGAUUGACUCCGGGCCUGGUUUCGAGGGCCAGGGCUCAUGGAAGGGCUACUGACACGAUGCAGACCCCUGGCCGCCCGCAGCCCCCGGCUCUGCCCCGGCCUGCCUCCCAGGCUUCACCACCACUGCGCCCCGGGGAGAGGGAAGCGCCUGGUGCUGUCCCGCAUGUUCCAGCCGCAGAACUUGCGGGAGGACCAGGUGCUGUCCCUGGAGGGCAGACCCAGCGACCUGACCUGUAAGAGCCAGCGGCUGAUGCUGAGGGUGGGCCUGAUCCACCCGGCCGGCCCGGGCUGCUACCACCUCCUGCCGUACACCGUCCGUGCCCUGGAGAAGCUGGUGCGGGUGAUAGACCAGGAGAUGCAGGCCAUCGGCGGGCAGAAGGUCAGCCUGCCCAGCCUCAGCCCUGCCGAGCUCUGGCGAGCCACCGACCGGUGGGACCUGAUGGGCAAGGAGCUGCUUCGGCUCCGGGACCGACACGGCAAGGACUACUGCCUGGGCCCCACGCACGAGGAAGCCAUCACGGCCCUGGUCGCCUCCCAGAAGACCCUGUCCUACAAGCAGCUCCCGUUCCUGCUCUACCAGGUGACCAGGAAGUUCCGCGACGAGCCCCGGCCCCGCUUCGGGCUCCUCCGGGGCCGCGAGUUUUACAUGAAGGACAUGUAUACCUUCGACGCCUCCGUGGACGCCGCCCAGCAGACCUACGGCCUGGUGUGCGAGGCCUACGGGCGCCUCUUCGAGCGGCUGGGGCUGCACUGCGUGAAGGUCCAGGCCGAUGUGGGCAGCAUCGGGGGCACCAUGUCUCACGAGUUCCAGCUCCCGGUGGCGGUGGGAGAGGACCGCUUCGCCCUGUGCCCCAGCUGCGGCUUCUCCGCCAACACCGAGACGCUGGGCUCGUCGCAGAAGAGCUGCCCGGCCUGCCAGGGGCCCCUGACGGAGACCCGGGGCGUCGAGGUGGGGCACACGUUCUACCUGGGCACCAAGUACUCCUCCGUCUUCAACGCGCAGUUCACCAAUGAGCGCGGCGAGCCCACCCUGGCCGAGAUGGGCUGCUACGGCCUGGGAGUGACCCGCAUCCUGGCGGCCGCCAUCGAGAUGUUCUCCACGGAAGACUGCGUGCGCUGGCCCGGCCUCCUGGCCCCUUACCAAGUCUGCCUCGUCCCCCCGAAGAGGGGCAGUAAGGAGGCAGCGGCGGCCGAGCUCGCCGAGCUCCUGUACGACCAGAUCGCGGAGGCAGUGCCCCAGCUCCGCGGGGAGGUCCUGCUGGACGACCGGACCCACCUGACCAUCGGGAACAGACUGAAGGAUGCCAACACGCUCGGCUACCCCUUCGUGAUCGUCGCUGGCCGGAGGGCCCUGGAGGAGCCCGCGCAGUUCGAGGUGCAGUGCCAGAACACCGGGGAGGUGCUCUUCCUCGGCAGGGAAGGCGUCCUGGAGUUACUGCGCCGUGUGCAGGUGGGCUGAGCGUCCCAGCGAGGCCGCACCCUGCUCUCCCCAGUGCCUCCGCUCGGAGCUGGUCUCUGCAGGCCUGUAGGGUGGCGUCCCUGCUCUCUGCUGGGGGGGGGUCAGCGGUGAAGAGGGGGUGGCUGGUGGCCGAGCCCUAGGCUGCUGCCUUGGACUGUGGGCUUCUUGCUUCCGGACCAGCUGCCCCUCACUUGGACGUGUCCCCUACCCCGCAGAGGCCAUCCUGCCCGCCUGACCUAGCGCGGAACUGCCUGGAGGUCCACACAGGAUGCUGAGGCGUCCAGCUCUGUCGCAGGCAGGCCUGUCGCCAGGAGCCUCUUUGUACCACUCAAAGAAAACCAGGUGGUCAGGGAAGUAUGUGUAAGUCAUUUAUUGGGGGCUGGGGUGUUGUCGGGCCACAGCCUGCAGUGCCCAGGGACCACGGCAGCUGCCAGCCGCACUGGCCUUGUCUGAGGUGCAGGGAGAGAGCCCAGAGCCACGAGAAAGUGGAGGUCUGGGUCUUGAUUCUGUGGAAACCAGGUGGACGGGGCCCCCGCAGCUGUGCCGCCUGCUCUGACUGUCCAGCUCCCCCGAGGAGGAACAGGGUCGUGUCCACGGCCCCUGGACACGACCCUAUCUCACAUCCAGGUCUCACCGGAACCUGCUGAGGCAAAUAGGGCCACAAGAACCUAUUAAUGGCCGAGGGGCCUGGGCCCUCUCUUUUUUUGCUUGUUUUUUGGGCCCCACCCAGAAAUGCUUAGGGGUUACUCCGGGCUCUGCACUCAGGAAUCACUGCUGGCGGUGUGAGGGGGACCAUGUGGCAGGCUUGAACCCAGGCUGACCAUGUGUCAGACAAGCACCCUACGCAGUGUGCCAUCUCUCCAGGCCCUCUCAGUGCAGUGCCCAGACCACAUGCCAGAGGCAUGGGCCCGAGAUCUUUGGCUUUGACAGCCAGCCCCCGAGGCCCCUCCUUUGCCCCCGAGGGAGCAGGGGGUGAGGUGGCAGGGGCACUGAACUGGAGGGUACUGGAGGGAGGCUGCCUCCUGGGGAUGCCAGGCCCGCUGGGGAGCUGGCUGUGACCCCCAAAUUAAAAAUAAACCACCCCUCUCCCAAGAAAGAAACGGAGAAACGGAUCUGAGUUUCCUGAUGGGGGGAUUUCUCCUUCACCUGGUGGGAGGAAGUGCUUCCCAGACCCAAGUCAGGGUUGGUUUGAAACAGGGUCUGAACUUUUCUCCCGUGAGACGACCCAGGCACAGAGGCAUCCACAUGGGCUCAGAGCAGAACUGAAACCUGGCAGACUGGCCACCUCACUAAGGGCCAGUGUGAUUCAGCAGGAGGGAUCAGAUCUGUGGUCGCAGGGGAGCCCACUGGUUCUGUGCCCAGGGAUCACUCCUCAGGUGGUGCUCAGGACUGAUCCGGGGAAGGCUGCGUGCACGCGGGCCCCUUCCUACAGCACCAGCCCUCUGCCUCUUAUUCCCUCUAUCCCUCCCUCUCUCUCCCUCCUUCCCCCCCCUCCUCGGAUUUUGGGUCUCACUUGGCAGGAAUCACUCCUGGCGGUGCUCAGGGGACCAUAUGGGAUGCUGAGGAUUGAACCCAGGUCGGCCGCGUGCAAGGCAAACGCCCUCCCCUCUCUCCUACCAGUCGGGCCCUGGACCCUUGUUUUCUUGAGAAAGCCCCAGUCAACAUUGACGCCUGCGACUGCUUCUACCUCCUUAGAGGAAAGACGCUUUCCAACCUGUGCCUUCUCUCUUUCCUGAGCCUGCCACGUUACUUGUUGCCAUAAAUUGAUGAAAUAGGGAUGCUGGCAAAAUAACAGGUACAGGCUGUAUUAUCAUUGCUCAUUCCUUGGAGAGAUCUAGCAGCAACUGGCUGCGAAAUAUUUAGCAGAAUUAAUACUUGGGGACAAAGGCUGGUGCAUAACAAAACCGUUGUGUAAAUCAAGCUCGAAUGUAAAUCACGGGCUCCAUUAAUAUUCUGUGUUCUAAUGGAAGAAACACCUGCUGGGCUAUCAAUAAAGGGGCUCUGCAGAAA
Sorex araneus (European shrew) is the source of this 4011-nucleotide messenger RNA. It is a transcript of the gene PARS2, whose product is annotated as prolyl-tRNA synthetase 2, mitochondrial. The transcript is spliced from 2 exons. NCBI's taxonomy places the organism in Eukaryota, Metazoa, Chordata, Mammalia, Eulipotyphla, Soricidae. Gene Ontology annotation, cellular component: mitochondrion; cytoplasm. The record is from RefSeq and is a predicted model, not a curated record. The coding region runs from base 580 to 2001 and encodes 473 amino acids. Gene Ontology annotation, biological process: prolyl-tRNA aminoacylation. Gene Ontology annotation, molecular function: ATP binding; proline-tRNA ligase activity.